This is a messenger RNA of Gossypium raimondii (Peruvian cotton), 651 nucleotides long. Its product is annotated as ethylene-responsive transcription factor RAP2-1-like. The record is from RefSeq and is a predicted model, not a curated record. Gene Ontology annotation, molecular function: DNA-binding transcription factor activity; DNA binding. NCBI's taxonomy places the organism in Eukaryota, Viridiplantae, Streptophyta, Magnoliopsida, Malvales, Malvaceae. The transcript has a single exon. Gene Ontology annotation, biological process: regulation of DNA-templated transcription. Bases 24 to 494 code for a protein of 156 amino acids.
GGUUUUUUGGGAGGGUUCCGGCCAUGGAAGGUGACUGUUGUUCUUCAUCGACAUCGAGUUCAACGAGCGGUGAGAAGCCGAAGGCGGAAAGGACACAACAAAAGGAGAAACCAUAUAGAGGGAUAAGGAUGAGGAAGUGGGGGAAAUGGGUGGCUGAAAUAAGGGAACCUAACAAGAGGUCUAGGAUUUGGCUCGGGUCGUAUACCACCCCCGUUGCCGCCGCCCGUGCCUACGAUAUCGCCGUGUUCUACUUACGAGGUCCGUCCGCGAGGCUUAACUUUCCUGACCUUAUAGAAAAGGAUAAUAAGCUUAGGGAUAUCUCUGCCACUUCCAUACGGAAGAAAGCGGCUGAAGUGGGGGCGAAAGUUGAUGCUUUGCAAACAUCAUCGGUUUAUCAUCAUGGUGGUUCUUCGUCGGACUCACCGAAUAAUACUCGUCGAGUUUUGUUGAAGCCUGAUUUGAAUAAGUACCCCGAAAUUUCCGAUGAAGAUUGAAUCACAGAUAGGAACACACCCCUCACAAAUCAACAAAUGUUCAUAGGCACCAUUUUUUUUCCUUUUGUUUAUUUAAGAAUAGAAUCAAUGGAGAAAUGGAUUGGUUCUAUUUGAUAAGGUUAUGUUUUACUUUGGAAUACUAUUGAAACUUUAGUUA